CACCGCCUCUCUUCCGUGUUUCCGCCCCACUUCCUCCUCCGAGUGUCGACGAACUUCUUAUUUUUACUUUUUCUGAUUUUAUUAAGCUGCUGUUUUACUUUAUCGCAGCUCGUUGUCGGCGGUCAGAGCGGGUUUUGUGACGCUGCUGUGAGUUUCGGAGGGUCGGAAAUGUCUAAGCCGCCGCCUAAACCAGCUAAACCAGGUCAGGUGAAAGUGUUCAGGGCUUUAUUCACCUUUGACCCACGGACGCCAGAUGAGCUUUACUUUGAGGAGGGAGACAUAUUAUACAUCUCAGACACAAGUGACAGUAACUGGUGGAAGGGAACCUGCAGAGGAAGAACCGGCCUCAUUCCCAGUAACUACGUGGCAGAGCAGGCUGAGUCCAUUGAUAACCCCAUGCACGAGGCAGCCAAGAGAGGUAAUCUGAGCUGGUUGAGAGAGUGUUUGGAUAACAAGGUUGGCAUUAACGGGUUGGAUAAAGCAGGAAAUACAGCGCUGUACUGGAGCUGCCAUGGAGGACACAGAGAUGUGGUGGAGUUGUUGCUCAGCCAGCCGAACUGUGAGAUCAAUCAGCAGAAUAAACUGGGAGACACAGCUCUUCACGCAGCUGCCUGGAAGGGUUACGCAGACAUUGUGGAAAUGCUGCUCAACCGCAAUGCGAGGACUGAUGUUCUGAAUAAUGAGAAGAAGACGGCGCUGGAGAUGGCCACUAACGCUCAGUGUGCAUCUUUGCUGAAGAGGAAGCAGAGCAGCGUGAUAACGCGCACUCACAGUAACGCUGAUGAGUAUCUGGAUGAUGAAGAUUCGGACUGAAAGAUGAUGACGAGACGUCUAGAACAUUCCAUCACCACACUCACUCUCACACCCACACAGUGUGUGAAUCAGCCUGUAUUUACUAAUAGAUAACUGAUGGGGGGGGGGUGGGGGGGCCUGGGGGGGUAACUACCUGCUUUCUCUGAGUGUUUAAUUUAAACCUUAAAGCCUUAAAGUCGUUUCACUGAACAGCCUCUACUUUAGAAUCAGCACACUGCCCCCUACUGGAGAAGUCAUGCAGUAACACAGAAAGCUCAGUAGAGUGUGAGCACUCCUCAGCGCUCCUCAGCACUCCUCUGUGCUCCUCAGCGCUCCUCAGUAGAAACAGAUCCUCACUCUCUACAUUGUGAUGAGGUCUCUUUGACCCGGGCCAGUGAUUCGAUUGGUCUACAAAUUUGUAUCAAAGUUGUUUACUUCAAAAUUAGAUUAAAUAAAUCCAGAGACUAAACAAAAGCCUGAGAGUUUAGUGGUCACAGCUGGAGCGCCCCCUGGUGGCUGUGUUUAUGGGUGAAAAGAUCAUUUUGUACUCUCUGAAAGAGGUGCAUGGCUUCUGUGCUGCAUGUAUUAUUUGAUUUUCACAGAGGAAACUAUGCAAAUAAACCAGUUUAUAUUCAACAUGA
Messenger RNA from Colossoma macropomum (tambaqui), 1433 nucleotides. RefSeq names its product osteoclast stimulating factor 1 (gene ostf1). The transcript is spliced from 10 exons. The coding region runs from base 169 to 813 and encodes 214 amino acids. NCBI's taxonomy places the organism in Eukaryota, Metazoa, Chordata, Actinopteri, Characiformes, Serrasalmidae. The record is from RefSeq and is a predicted model, not a curated record. Gene Ontology annotation, biological process: signal transduction. Gene Ontology annotation, molecular function: protein binding.